CUUGGCUGCCGGCUCCACCUGAGCGCGGCUCCACGCCUGCUUCCGCCUGCAGAGCCAGCGCCGAGCUAGCGCCGAGCUAGCCCCUCUCGCUGCCCGCCCGGCCCGUGGGUCCCGCGCACCAUGCAGAGCUUCCAGUACCCGGAGGCCUAUCGCGACGAGGCUGCGGUACAUGAUUACCAUGGGUGUAAAAUAUGUGACCCGUAUUGCUGGCUGGAAGACCCUGAUGGUGAACAAACAAAGGCUUUUGUGGAGGCCCAGAAUAAGCUUACAGUGCCCUUUCUUGAGCAGUGUCCUGUCAGAGGGUUAUUCAAAGAACGAAUGACUGAGCUCUAUGACUAUCCCAAGUACAGUUGCCACUUCAAGAAAGGAAAAAGGUAUUUUCACUUUUACAAUACUGGACUACAGAACCAACGAGUAUUAUAUGUGCAAGAAUCCUUGGAUGCUGAUGCCAAAAUAUUUCUUGAUCCAAAUAAGCUUUCUGAUGAUGGCACUGUGGCUUUACGAGGUUAUGCAUUCAGUGAAGAUGGUGAAUACUUUGCUUAUGGUCUGAGUUCCAGUGGCUCAGACUGGGUAACUAUCAAGUUUAUGAAAGUGGACGGUCCUGAAGAGCUUCCAGAUACGCUGGAAAGGGUUAAAUUCAGUUGCAUGGCUUGGACCCAUGAUGGAAAAGGCAUGUUCUACAACUGCUAUCCAAAACAAGAUGGGAAAAGUGAUGGCACGGAGACCUCCACUAAUGUGCACCAGAAGCUGUUUUACCACAUCCUUGGGACAGACCAGUCAAAAGAUGUUUUAUGUGCUGAAUUUCCUGAUGAGCCAAAAUGGAUGGGUGGAGCUGAGGUAUCUGAUGAUGGUCGGUAUGUCUUACUAUCCAUACGAGAGGGAUGUGAUCCAGUGAACAGGCUGUGGUAUUGUGAUCUACAAAAGGAAUCAAAUGGUAUAACGGGAAUUCUUCAAUGGGUGAAGCUGAUAGACAACUUUGAUGGCGAGUAUGACUAUGUCACCAAUGAGGGAACGGUGUUCACUUUCAAGACAAACCGCCAUGCUCCAAAUUAUCGAUUAAUCAAUAUUGACUUCAGUGAUUCAGAUGAAUCCAAAUGGAAAGUGCUUGUCCCUGAGCAUGAGAGAGACGUUCUAGAAUGGGUUGCUUGUGUUAGGUCCAACUUCCUGGUUUUGUGUUACCUGCAUGAUGUGAAGAAUGUUCUACAACUUCAUGAUCUAGCCACUGGCACACAUCUCAAGACUUUUCCUUUGGAAGUCGGCAGCAUUGUGGGAUAUAGUGGCCGAAAAAAGGACACACAAAUAUUUUAUCAGUUUAUGUCCUUUUUAUCUCCAGGUAUUAUUUAUCACUGUGAUCUGACGAAAGAAGAACUGGAGCCAAGAGUUUUCCGGGAGGUGACUGUGAAAGGAUUUGAUCCUUCGGUUUAUCAGACAGUUCAGGUUUUCUACCCCAGCAAAGAUGGUACCAAGAUCCCAAUGUUUAUUGUUCACAAGAAGGGAAUUAAAUUGGAUGGAUCUCAUCCUGCUUUCUUGUAUGGCUAUGGGGGUUUCAACAUAUCUCUUACUCCAAGCUACAGCUUUCUGUUUUUCUCCUUCAGCGUAUCAAGACUUAUUUUUGUGAGGCAUCUGGGUGGUGUUCUAGCUGUGGCUAACAUCAGAGGAGGUGGUGAAUAUGGAGAGACCUGGCACAAAGGUGGUAUCUUAGCGAACAAACAAAAUUGCUUUGAUGACUUCCAGUGUGCAGCGGAAUAUCUUGUCAAAGAGGGAUAUACAUCUCCAAAGAAGCUGACUACUAAUGGAGGUUCAAAUGGGGGUCUCUUAGUGGCUGCUUGUGCUAAUCAACGCCCUGACCUGUUUGCUUGUGUGAUUGCUCAAGUUGGAGUAAUGGACAUGCUUAAGUUCCACAAAUACACCAUUGGUCAUGCCUGGACAACUGAUUAUGGCUGCUCUGACUAUAAAGAACAAUUUGAAUGGCUCAUCAAGUACUCUCCACUUCAUAAUAUUAAACUACCAGAAGAGGACGGAAUUCAGUAUCCCUCCACGUUACUUCUCACCGCAGACCAUGAUGAUCGCGUGGUCCCUUUGCACUCACUGAAAUUCAUUGCUACUCUGCAGUAUGUGGUGGGCCGAAGCCAUAAACAAACAAACCCACUUUUCAUUCAUGUUGAUACCAAGGCUGGGCAUGGAGCAGGAAAACCAACAGCUAAAGUUAUAGAAGAAGUGUCUGAUAUGUUUGCCUUUAUAGCACGAUGCCUAAAUCUUGAUUGGAUUGAAUAGGUAGAAUACACAUACUGUCUCAAUUAGAAAUCAAGGGCUUUUACACUAUUUGAAAACAACCAACCAGUUGGUGUAGUACUUACAUUUAAGAACUGCAGUUUAAUAUUUUAUUGAUCCAAUCUGCUGUGGAGUUUUGGUCUUUUAAGCUUCCUUCUUUUUAAUAUUUACUGGGGUUUCUUUUCUACUAGAUUCAGGUAUAUGUUUUAAAUAGCACCUUUGAAUAGAUAGCUGAAUUGCUGGCAAUGCUGUUGUGAAGAUUUAGAUUCCCGAGUUGGUGGUAGUUGAGCUUAUUUCAUAUAAAUCAAUUUUAAUGUAUUUUGCACCUAUAAACAUAUCCAGUUCACCUGUAAUUAAAUGUAAGUACUGUUCCUGUACAAACACUUGGAGAAUAAUAUCUGUUAUUUAAGAAUGUUAUGGUUAUUACAAAAUCUUUGCAAUUAAAAUGCUCAAGUACAAA
This is a messenger RNA of Chrysemys picta bellii (western painted turtle), 2731 nucleotides long. Lineage: Eukaryota; Metazoa; Chordata; Testudines; Emydidae. The record is from RefSeq and is a predicted model, not a curated record.